Carica papaya (papaya) is the source of this 1150-nucleotide messenger RNA. It is a transcript of the gene ARA-2, whose product is annotated as Ras-related small GTP-binding family protein. The record is from RefSeq and is a predicted model, not a curated record. Gene Ontology annotation, molecular function: GTPase activity; GTP binding. Lineage: Eukaryota; Viridiplantae; Streptophyta; Magnoliopsida; Brassicales; Caricaceae.
UUUUUUAACUUUAAUGGCAAGGUUCCAGGCUACCAAGCCCCGCACCGAUCCUUGUCAUUCCCACUAGAGCACCCAACUUCCCAUCUCCUCCAAAUUUAGAGGCCACCAAAGCUAAAACACUAGACGUCUCUCUCUCUCUUCUCUCCAUUUUGAACAGCUUUUUCUGAAGUUUGAAUUCCGAGUUACUGUGAAAAGAAGCAAGAAAAAGAGUGGUAGGACAUGGCUGGGUACAAGCCCGAAGAUGACUACGAUUACCUUUUCAAGUUGGUUUUGAUUGGCGACUCCGGUGUGGGCAAAUCCAACUUGCUUUCAAGGUUCACAAAAAACGAGUUCAAUCUCGAGUCUAAAUCUACUAUCGGGGUUGAGUUUGCCACUAAGAGUUUAAGGAUUGAUGGCAAGGUCAUCAAGGCUCAAAUUUGGGAUACUGCUGGACAGGAAAGGUACCGUGCCAUUACAAGUGCUUAUUAUCGUGGAGCUGUUGGUGCUCUACUUGUUUAUGAUGUCACAAGACAUUCUACAUUCGAGAAUGCAGCAAGAUGGUUGAAGGAACUGAGGGAGCACACUGAUCCAAACAUUGUUGUCAUGCUCAUUGGCAACAAAUCAGAUCUUCGACACCUUGUAGCAGUUAAAACAGAGGAUGGGCAAACUUUUGCAGAGAGGGAGUCCCUGUAUUUCAUGGAGACUUCUGCCUUGGAUGCAACUAAUGUGGAAAAUGCCUUCACUGAAGUUCUUACCCAGAUAUAUCGUAUAGUGAGCAAGAGGGCUGUUGAGGGAGGUGGUGAUGGAGCUUCUUCUGCUGUUCCUUCAAAAGGAGAGACAAUAAAUGUCAAAGAUGACACGUCUGUCCUCAAGAGAAUCGGUUGCUGCUCAAGCUAGGGUUUGUCUUGGAUUCUGGUUGAUUUCCCAGCAUCGGUUUAUUUCUUUUUUAUACAGUCACAGGGAGUAUUGACGUCUAGAAUGGUAGUCUUGUAUGACAGUAUUGUCUUCAAUGAUAGUCCCAGAGGCUAGAUUGCAGAAAAAGUGACUAUAAUAACCAGACUUUGUGGAUUUCUUCCUUCUGUACUUGAAUUUAAGCAGUCAUAUCUAUUGUUUUAUAACAUCUUUAAACCCCUGAGGCAUAAAGGUUGGGGUUUCAGGUUUUAACCCUCAA